This is a messenger RNA of Aspergillus tanneri, 993 nucleotides long. It is a transcript of the gene thiA, whose product is annotated as thiamine thiazole synthase. The coding region runs from base 1 to 993 and encodes 330 amino acids. The transcript has 2 exons. Gene Ontology annotation, biological process: thiamine biosynthetic process. The record is from RefSeq and is a predicted model, not a curated record. NCBI's taxonomy places the organism in Eukaryota, Fungi, Ascomycota, Eurotiomycetes, Eurotiales, Aspergillaceae.
AUGUCGCCUCCCGCUGCCAUUUACGAACCCACCGUGGCCCCUACUGGUCUCAAGGGUAAGCUCGUGGUUCCCGAGACCGCUCCCGCUGGAUCCGCUCAAACCAAGCUGCUCGACCAUUUUGGCAACAACUGGGAUGAAUUCAAAUUCUCUCCCAUCCGUGAGAGCCAGGUCUCGCGGGCUAUGACCAGACGGUACUUCCAGGAUCUGGACAAAUAUGCCGAGAGUGACAUUGUUAUUGUCGGCGCUGGUUCUUGCGGUCUGAGUACCGCCUACGUCUUGGCCAACGCUCGUCCGGACCUGAAGAUUGCCAUCAUUGAGGCUUCCGUCUCUCCUGGCGGUGGUGCUUGGCUCGGUGGCCAACUUUUCUCUGCUAUGGUGAUGCGUCGUCCCGCCGAUGUUUUCUUGAACGAUCUGGGUGUGCCUUACGAGGAGGACCCGGCAAAUCCCAACUACGUUGUUGUCAAGCACGCCUCCUUGUUCACCUCGACGCUGUUGUCCAAGGUGCUUUCCUUCCCCAACGUCAAGCUCUUCAAUGCCACCGCCGUGGAGGACUUGGUGACUCGCCCGGCCCCCAACGGCGACCCCAAGGGGACUCGCAUUGCAGGAGUGGUCGUGAACUGGACGCUGGUGACUCUGCACCAUGACGACCAUUCAUGCAUGGACCCCAACACUAUCAACGCACCCGUGAUCAUCAGCACCACGGGCCAUGACGGUCCCUUCGGAGCUUUCUGCGCCAAGCGAUUGGUCUCCAUGAACACCGUCGACAAGCUGGGUGGCAUGCGCGGCCUGGACAUGAACUCGGCCGAGGAUGCCAUCGUGAAGAACACCCGAGAGGUGGCCAAGGGCCUCAUCAUCGGCGGCAUGGAGCUGUCCGAAAUUGACGGGUUCAACCGCAUGGGUCCGACUUUCGGGGCCAUGGUGCUCAGCGGAGUCAAGGCGGCCGAGGAGGCGUUGAAGGUCUUUGACGAGCGUCAGCGCGAGUGUGCUGAGUAA